AUGGCGGGUUCCCGACUGCUGCCCCUGGCGCUCGGCCUGCUGCUGCUAGUGAGACCCGGCGACUCCUCUGCUGUCCUCGUAUUCUCAGGUGUUGCUUUUACAGUAUUCUGGGAGAGCACAGUAGCACAGUCUACCCCAAGUCCAGAGACAUCGCCUGCCCCCUCCACCCCAAGUCCAGAGACAUCGCCUGCCCCCUCCACCCCAAGUCCAGAGACAUCGCCUGCCCCCUCCACCCCAAGUACAAACCCAGGCUCAGUCUCCCCAGAGCCAGAAACAGCCUCUCUCCCCAGCUCUGGCUCUCCAGGUUCUGAGCUGAGCACCAUGUCCCAGUCCACGAACUCGGUUCUGCAAGGGUCACCCACUGUGUCCAGUCCUGGCCAGGAUGCAGGCAGCCUGUGGAUCUCCACAUCGCACAGGAACCCGGGCGUGGUGAUUGCCGUGUGUCUGCUUGUGUCUGUCUUGCUCAUUGGCUCUGCGUUCACUGCCGUCAGACGCUGUCAUCGAGAUGCGCCAGCUUUUCAUAAUCUGGAUACAGUGUCCAUGGGCAGUGUGAGCCAGAGGCUGCCGUUUGCAGACCGCCUACAGUCCUGACUGUCAGAGGCCUAGAGAUGAGCUGGGGGGUAGCGCCUGGGGAAACAGUCGCUGGAAAAGUCCCACAGUGCUGACCUGGGGAUAUGCCUGCGGCAGGAGGAUGGCUUGAGCCCAGGAGUUUCGGGCCAGCUUGGCCCACACAUCUAGUACUCAACUCAAAAAAUCAAGUCAAUCCAGGGGUGAUGGAGCAUGUCUGUCAUCCCAGAACCUGGGAGGUAAAGGGAGGACCGGGUGUUCAAGUCCACCCUGGGCUACAUAGGGGGUUUGAGCCAGCCUGGGCUACGUGAGACUGUCUUAAAAAAGGACAAUAAUUGAGGGGGCUGGAGAGACGGCUCAGCAGUUAACAGCGCUGGCUGCUCUUCCAGAGCAGAGCUUGGUUCUCAGCACCCACACAGCAGCUCACAGCCAUGUGGGACUCCAAUUCCCGGGGACCCGACGCCCCCUUUCGGCCUCUCCAGUCACGAGACUCGCAGGUGAUGGAUACACAGACAUACUUGCAGGCAAAACACAUAAAAAAAUGAAUGAGUGUAAACUAAAUAAAUGAAGUCCUUGGUA
Messenger RNA from Peromyscus californicus insignis, 1146 nucleotides. It is a transcript of the gene Cist1, whose product is annotated as gamete and mating-type specific protein A. The record is from RefSeq and is a predicted model, not a curated record. Lineage: Eukaryota; Metazoa; Chordata; Mammalia; Rodentia; Cricetidae. Bases 1 to 591 code for a protein of 196 amino acids. The transcript is spliced from 5 exons.